Molecule: messenger RNA, 1719 nt
Organism: Phlebotomus argentipes
Lineage: Eukaryota; Metazoa; Arthropoda; Insecta; Diptera; Psychodidae
Product: UDP-glucosyltransferase 2-like
Exons: 2
Coding region: 83-1672 (529 amino acids)
Molecular function (GO): UDP-glycosyltransferase activity
Source: RefSeq, a predicted model, not a curated record
AAGCUGAAUGUCGCAAUAAAAGUCUAUUGUGAAGUCGAUAUUCGGCAGUUUUACUGAAGCUUUCUAGGCAACAAGGUUUUACAUGAAGUGUUUUGCAAUCAUUCUGCUUUAUAUUCUGUAUUUGGCACACGGUGCCAAUAUACUGGUGCUAGACACUGAACAUUCUCGUAGUAAUCACAUUUGGAUCAGGACUAUAACAGCAGCUUUGGCUGAGAAAGGACACAAUGUGACAUCAUUAUCGACAUAUAUCGAGGAAGAAACACCGAAAAAUUUCCACUAUCUGCAUCUGGAUAAAGUUUACGAUGUUUUUUAUAAUCCAGAAGAUGAAGAUUUUGUGCUGAAACCGGAUUUUUUCCUCUGCGGAGAGAUUAAUUCGUAUCUUCAAAUAAUUUUGUCCUUCCUUCCAAUAGAGUUUGUGCUGAAAGGUUGCCUGAAAUCAAAAGGAUUCCGUCAACUUCUUGCCUACCCAAAUGAUUUUAAGUUCGAUUUGGUGUUGCAUGACUAUAGUGCCUUAGGAGUCAUGUUGCCAUUUGUGAAGAAAUUCAGUGAUCCUCCAGUGAUAGCAUUAAUAUCAACCUUCUCAGUGGAAGUCACAGCGCCAGUCUUUGGAGGAACAAUUCACUCUUCCUAUGUGCCGCGUAUAUUGAAUGAUAUUGAUGAUUUAACAACAUUCUAUGGACGGUUUAACAGCUUCGUAAAGGCUCAUCUGGAUUAUUUCUGGAGAAAAUAUUUCAGCGAGCCAAGGCUCAAUAAUAUGUUGAAGAAGAAAUUUAAUUGGGACGUAAACGUUCGAGAAUUGAGUAAACUCUCAAAAAUUGCACUGGUUAACAAAUAUCCAGGAUUAGAUAUUAUUGAAGAAGCUCUCCCAAAUGUAAUCUCAGUAGGAGGACUACAGAUUCAGAGGAAUAAGAACCUUACAAAGGAUUUUCAAGAAAUCAUGGACAAUGCCAAGAACGGAGUGAUCCUCUUCUCUUUGGGAACUAAUGUAAAGAGCGCGACACUUGGUGUUGACAGACAAAUAGAGAUUCUGGAGGCUUUCAGACAGCUUCCUGAAUAUACAUUCAUCUGGAAAUUUGAAGCCGAUUCCUUACCAGUAGAUGUUUCUCCAAAUGUUAUCGUGAAAAAGUGGGUUCCGCAAUGUGAUCUUCUGGCUCAUCCUAAUUUGAAACUCUUCAUCAGUCACUGUGGCCUUCUUAGCACACAAGAAGCUGUCUGGUACGGUGUGCCUAUACUUGGACUCCCAAUUUUCUUUGAUCAAUUCAUAAAUUCAGAGGUGAGCGUAAAAACUGGAUUUGCUGAAAGGGGAGAUAUAAGAAAUAUUGAGAGAAAAUCUUUCAAGAAAUUGAUUGAAAAGAUGAUGAGUAAUUCGAAGUAUAGAGAGAAUGCAAAGAUUCUGUCAGAAAUCUUUAGGGAUCAGAUGGAAACGCCUCUAGAAAGGGCAAUUUGGUGGAUUGAAUACGUUCUAAGACAUCCUAAUAUGACUCACAUGGAAACACCGUCCAGGAAUCUCAAUCUGGCUCAAAGAGAAUCCUGGGAUGUCUUAGCACUUCUCUAUACACUCAUUCUUGUUUCUGCAUUGAUGUCUGUAAAGUUGUGCUGUUUUAUUUGUCAACGUUGCACUAGGAAAAUACGGAAAACAUAUAUUGGAAAACAUUGGAACCUAAGGAUUUAAGGAAAUGAGUUUUUUUUUGUAAUGAAUAUCCGAAUUAAAGGAAUUAA